GUGUUGUUGAAUGCUGCAUCCGUCCAUGGUGGUUUGGCAAAACAGAAUGAAUGCAUGACAACUAAUUUGACAGAAGUAGCUUCAACAAGAUGGCGUUAUCAAUUGUCAAUAGUUUAUUCUCAAAGCUUGGCCAGUAUACUAUUACAACACCUCGUAUAUCAAUUGCUGUACGGAAACCAGCGUGUAUAAAGUAAUUUUUGGCUCGGAAAGUGUGUAUGACUCAGAAUAUUUAAUUCCAAACAACAGUAAAAUCUAUGCAAAUGAACACCAUCUGAUUAAUCUCAAUACAUCAGUUGAAAAUUUCUCUAGUACUUUUUGUUGACGAUUUAGUGAAAAACGUAGAACGUAGUAAAAAGCGAUACCAUUAACUUGUGUCGGUGGCCUUGGUUUGGUUGGAAUUCAACGUAGUAUGUUGAGGAUUGGCGUUUCGAAAACAGCAGACAAUGUGGGUAACUCCAACGAGGUAGAUGAUCCAUUCAAGUUGAGUGAUGUCAUUGAUGUAAUAGAGACAGAUACCGUAUUGACAGAUCUCGACAAUCCCAUUUUCAGCGGAGAUCUAUCUGAACCAGUUCCUUCUACAACCUUCGGGGAAGGACAAGGAUUGGUUCUUCAACCCCGACCAGCGAUACCUACAGUGCCGAAUAACCUUGGGGCAGUCCCAAAGGGGGGAAGAGGGGUAAAACAGCUGCAAGAUGAAUUUGGUACUGGGAACGGAGAAGGUAUACUGAUUCCGGAGCUUAUGAUGACGACUCCGGUUACCCAUCAACCGAAAAGGUAAAUAUCAGUUAUUAUUAUUA
Messenger RNA from Leptinotarsa decemlineata (Colorado potato beetle), 797 nucleotides. Its product is annotated as dorsal-related immunity factor Dif. NCBI's taxonomy places the organism in Eukaryota, Metazoa, Arthropoda, Insecta, Coleoptera, Chrysomelidae. Gene Ontology annotation, cellular component: nucleus; cytoplasm. The record is from RefSeq and is a predicted model, not a curated record. Gene Ontology annotation, biological process: innate immune response; positive regulation of transcription by RNA polymerase II; canonical NF-kappaB signal transduction. Gene Ontology annotation, molecular function: DNA-binding transcription factor activity, RNA polymerase II-specific; RNA polymerase II cis-regulatory region sequence-specific DNA binding.